Messenger RNA from Sinocyclocheilus anshuiensis, 693 nucleotides. Its product is annotated as cytochrome P450 2K4-like. Gene Ontology annotation, molecular function: heme binding; iron ion binding; oxidoreductase activity, acting on paired donors, with incorporation or reduction of molecular oxygen, reduced flavin or flavoprotein as one donor, and incorporation of one atom of oxygen. Gene Ontology annotation, cellular component: cytoplasm; intracellular membrane-bounded organelle. The transcript is spliced from 5 exons. Gene Ontology annotation, biological process: xenobiotic metabolic process. The record is from RefSeq and is a predicted model, not a curated record. NCBI's taxonomy places the organism in Eukaryota, Metazoa, Chordata, Actinopteri, Cypriniformes, Cyprinidae. The coding region runs from base 1 to 693 and encodes 230 amino acids.
AUGGUCAUACAGGUGACUGAGAUAUGGAUCUGUCAUGGUCCUUUUGUGGCUGCCAGGUUUAGUUCACCUGUGGAUCAGGCUCAGCUCUACAACUUGUUUGCUUGGCUUUGCCGUUUUGUGAAGAACCAGAAACGUAUCAUGAACAAUGUCAGAGAGGCCUUCAAACAAAGUGAGAAACUCGUGAAUGCAUUGCAAAAGACUCCGAAUCCUCAGAACCCCAGAGGAAUCGCUGACUCUUUCCUCAUACGACAGCAAAAGGACGAGGGAUCAAGUGAAUCAGCGACUCUGUUCCAUUCGGUGAAUCUUCAUUGUAAAAUUAAUAACCUGUUUGCUGCUGGUACCGACACUAUGACUACAACACUGUGCUGGGGUCUUCUGCUCAUGGCCAAAUACCCUGAAAUACAAGCCGAGGUUCAAGACGAGAUUGACCGAGUGAUCGGUAGACGUCAGCCAGUGGUGGAAGACAGGAAGAACUUACCAUAUACAGACGCUGUGAUCCAUGAAACCCAGAGAUUUGCAAACAUAGUACCCAUAAGCGUCCCCCGUCAGACAACCUGUGAUGUUCACCUGAAUGGAUACCUCAUCAAGAAGGGUACCAGUGUGUGGGCGCUACUGGCAUCUGUACUGAGGGAUGAAAAUGAGUGGGAAACUCCUGACAGCUUCAACCCACAGCCUUGUACUCUUCUAGGUUAA